Orbicella faveolata is the source of this 1524-nucleotide messenger RNA. RefSeq names its product protein DBF4 homolog B-like. NCBI's taxonomy places the organism in Eukaryota, Metazoa, Cnidaria, Anthozoa, Scleractinia, Merulinidae. The record is from RefSeq and is a predicted model, not a curated record. Gene Ontology annotation, biological process: positive regulation of nuclear cell cycle DNA replication; regulation of cell cycle phase transition. Gene Ontology annotation, molecular function: protein serine/threonine kinase activator activity; nucleic acid binding; zinc ion binding. Gene Ontology annotation, cellular component: Dbf4-dependent protein kinase complex.
AUGAGCUCAGGAUCUAAAGGAACUAGAAGAACAAGACCCAAGGAUAAAAUCUCAGCUCCGGAGUCCCGAAGUCGCCGUCGUUUGCAGUUUGCUGCCGCUCCGCUCCAAGGCAAGUCAUUCUUCCUUCACGUACAGUCAGCAGCCAAAGCGCGGGAACUGGAGAAGAAACUUAAAGAACUAGGAGGGGUGGUGGAAAAAUUUCUGAGUAAGGAACUGUCCUGUGUUGUAACUGACCAGCCAAUAGCAUCUGUGCGCUCCACAUCUCAAAAGGAAACCACGAGCUUUGCUCUUUCAGGACUUAGAGGACAAACCCGUGCCCAAGCCAUACUCCAAAAGUCUGUAAAGCAGCAGAAACAAGCAGCUAAAAGUACUGAUGUCCUGACCAAUGCAGACAAAUGGGGGAUUCAAGUCAAACCGGUUGAGCAGGUGUUAAAAUGGAUUGAUGCCCAGAAGAAACGUGAAGCUUCCGCCCAGCCGACUGGCCGCGUGUGCAGUCUAAGAGGAGCUUUCCUUAAAGUGGAGGAUCACAGCCGGCAAUACAAGCCGCUUGUCAAAGAACUGAAUGUCUGGCCUCGCCUCAAUUUAGAUGCUCCACCCGGCUUCUCGCCAUUUGACGAACCUGUCAGCAUGCGCACUAGAUCACGAAGUUCAUCGAAGAGUCCAGCACGUGGAGACAGCAAGAGUAAGACCAAACAACAACAAACAACAGGAAGUGAUGCUGACAAGAAAGGCUACUGUGAGCUGUGUGAUGCGCCUUACACGGGAAUGAAGAAACAUGUCGCCAGUAAAGAACACAAGAUGGUUGCUUCGCAGAAAGGGACCUACGCAGAACUGGACAGGCUUAUCGGCAGAGGAAAGACUCUGAAAGAGUUUGAAGACGAAGUGAAGAGGAAAAGAGCUUCUAAAGCUUCCGAGACAACGCGUGUAACAAGAUCACGAACCAGAAGUCGAUCUCCAGUGGCUGUUAAAUCAACUCCUCAAAAGAGCUUGAAGGCACCGACAACGCCGCGAAGAAAAACUCCGAGCCGACAGUCGCAGACUCCAUCUCCCGCCCGUAGAGCCCCGAGUUCCGGUCGGAAGGCUCCACAGACAGUAACACCAAUCAAACUAGUCCGAUUCCAAGAUCAAUACUCUGUAGCUAAAUCGACGUCCAAGAAACGCCGCCGGAAUGACACGGACAACAUCAGCCCAGGCAAAUCAGCGAAACGAAAAAAGACGGAUCGAUAUACGAUCGUGGAGUCGACACCGAUGAGGAUCAGACUUCGCCGCAGCAGGAGGAAAGGUUCGUCGACAGCGAGAGGUUCCAUGUUCGUUAACCCGAGCACUCGCUCGCCAUAGAAUUUGACCAAAGACAACUGCUCAUAACACAAGCAGCAGUCUAAAAAUUUGAAACAUCAUUAAGUUUUCAGUUAGAUGGUGGACGCCUUAGAAUGAGAUAUUUAAAACAUAUACUGAACAACAAAGAGAGCAUCAAAUCACAACCCGAUAGAUAAUACGAAAGGGAUAAUUUGAAAAAAAACUGAA